Molecule: messenger RNA, 833 nt
Organism: Oryzias melastigma (Indian medaka)
Lineage: Eukaryota; Metazoa; Chordata; Actinopteri; Beloniformes; Adrianichthyidae
Product: thiosulfate:glutathione sulfurtransferase
Exons: 4
Coding region: 81-599 (172 amino acids)
Cellular component (GO): mitochondrion
Molecular function (GO): thiosulfate-cyanide sulfurtransferase activity
Source: RefSeq, a predicted model, not a curated record
AAGAAGUUGGAGGUCUACGUACACUACGUCACAGGAGACGUGCGCGGCUGUACAGUGUAGUGGAACGUGCAGUUUGCGUGAUGUUUUCAUUUCAGAGCGCAGCUCUCGUCGCUGCCAUGCUGUCGGCGGUGGUGUCCAGAGGCCUCUGCCAGGUCGUGACGCAAGCUAACCUUCGGUCGAUCCCGACCUUUGCCUCCUUCGCACGGACUUUCACAGCCUCCACUCCGACCUGCGGCGGAGAGAAGGAGAACGAUGAAGCCUCCGUGGUGACCCACUCCCAGCUGAAGACGAUGCUGACUAACCGUGACAUUCAACUUUUCGACGUCAGAGACCCAGAUGAACACCAGGAAGGACGCAUACCUCAGGCUGUCAACCUCCCAUUGGGAGUCCUUGAAGAGUCUCUGCAGCUUCCUCCUGAUCACUUUGAGCAGAGGUUCAAGGUGAAAGCUCCAGAGAAGGAGGACGGCAACAUCGUGUUCCACUGCAGAAGUGGAAAAAGGAGCUUCAAGGCUUUGGGGAUUGCACACCAGCUGGGAUUUCACAAGGCUCGGCACUACAAAGGAGGAUACUCCCAGUGGGUUGAACAAGAAGGAAAUUGAAUCUAGACUUAAAUCUGCUUCACACUCUUGUAUAUGUUUGUUUUAACUUUUUUGGUACUUUGGUGUUUUUUUAUUGUGACAUUUUUAAAGGUAUAUUCAAUAUACAGAAUGUAUAACAAGAUUGCACAGACUUAACACUCGAUGUUUUAUAACAUUUAGACUGUUACAAGUUUUUUAAAUUGAUUGUGUGAGCUAAAUGUUUCUGUUUAUUCUAAAUAAAGAUAUAAACUACAA